This is a messenger RNA of Ziziphus jujuba (common jujube), 1622 nucleotides long. RefSeq lists its product as uncharacterized. The transcript is spliced from 8 exons. The coding region runs from base 408 to 1214 and encodes 268 amino acids. Lineage: Eukaryota; Viridiplantae; Streptophyta; Magnoliopsida; Rosales; Rhamnaceae. Gene Ontology annotation, cellular component: membrane. The record is from RefSeq and is a predicted model, not a curated record. Gene Ontology annotation, molecular function: ubiquitin-protein transferase activity; zinc ion binding. Gene Ontology annotation, biological process: protein ubiquitination.
AUACAAACUUGCCCAGGUGAACUUCUUCCUCUGAGCUAGGGAGGAGAGAGAGUUUUUGUUAAAUUAAAGCCAUAAAUUUUUGAAUGUUUUCUUGGGGGAAAACAGUGUAAUAGAAUCGUGGCUUGUUUGUCAAUUAAUGCAAAUAUUGGCUUGUAAAUUGAAUUCCCAAAGGCCACAAUCACAAGGACCGUACUCAAUCUCUUUGCUUCGUUCCAAAACAGAGAUUUCCCAAAGCACAAAUUAAAAAGCUUUUCUUGGCUUGAAGAAUAUACUAUACCCUUCUUGAAUCAAGCUGAAGGUUGGAAAAAAAUAAAAAAAUAAAAAAUAAAAGCAAAAUCACCUUGUUAAAUAGGCUUUCCUCCAAGAACAACGAGCUUGUUUGUGUUGGGUUCGGGAGAUUUUUAAGGAUGGGGGAUCAUUUUGUAUUGUUGGUGGAUCGAUUACUCACUGAGUCCACAUUGGAAGCUGCGAUUGAAAGCAAAAACCGGUUGAUUCAAUCUGCAGACCCAGCAGCCGGUGAGUCAAAAAACAAUAACUCGUCCCGGAAGAUGGAUUUUGGGAAUAUAUCAUUUCCCAGGAAACUGGUGGAGUGCAGGAUAUGCCAUGAUGAAGAAGAAGAUUCAAACAUGGAAACUCCAUGUUCUUGCUGUGGUAGCUUGAAGUAUGCUCACCGCAGAUGUGUACAGAGAUGGUGCAAUGAGAAGGGGGACACAACAUGUGAGAUAUGCCACCAGCCAUUUAAGUCUGGCUAUACAGCUCCACCUCCAUUGUUUCGAUUUGGGCGUAUUCCAAUGAACUUCAGAGGAAACUGGGAGAUUUCCAGAAGGGACAUAAAUAGACCUCGUAUUAUAGCAAUGGUUUCAACUGAUCGUAACUUCCUCGAUCCUGACAAUGACGAUCAUACCGCUCUUCCUGCAAGAAGUGUCUUCUGCUGCCGUUCAAUAGCUUUUAUUUUCAUGGUUCUUCUGAUUUUAAGGCAUACUCUUCCUCUAAUAAUUAGUGGGAACAAUGAUUUUUCUUUCCCAUUAUUGCUGUUGCUUUUUCUACGUACCGCUGGGGUUGUUCUGCCAGUAUAUAUUGUGGUGAGGGCGGUUACUGCUAUUCAGCACCGCCGUACCCAACAAGAGGUUCCUGUUUCAUCAAUAACUUCAUCUGAUGAAGAAACUGCCGAACAUUUAACCUUGCAGCCGCAGCCUCAUAUCAUUCAUGUUUAACUAAAAAAAUCAAUAGAGCUAGAGAAAAUUGAAAUAACCCAGAACAGGAAUUUGGUGUUGGCUUGUUAUGUGAAUAAAAGACUUCCAUUACAGGUCAUCAAUCAAAGCUGAAACAAAGAAGGAAUGGGAAAAUUAUUAGCUUGAAAGGACCAAUAUGGAAGGUUCUCUACCUUUGUAUUAUUAUAGACGGAUAGUCUGGAAAAUAGAGCAAGGAAUAUUUCAGCUAAGAUGUAUAGGUUAGGAAAUGUGCAUUUCUUUGCCUCAUGGCAAUCCGUAAAGUAAGAAAAGUAUCCCAAUGUGUAUAUACACAGAUUAUAUCAAGGAAAUACAAUGGCAAGCAACAAAGAUGAAAAUGUAUGUAUACUUGGUUAGUAAACUAAUGAAUUACUUAACCUCAGUAUUUUUUAA